Messenger RNA from Nerophis lumbriciformis (worm pipefish), 2130 nucleotides. NCBI's taxonomy places the organism in Eukaryota, Metazoa, Chordata, Actinopteri, Syngnathiformes, Syngnathidae. The record is from RefSeq and is a predicted model, not a curated record.
AUGACUGUGCAUUGUACUUCACUCGCGGGUCGUCCUAACGACCCUACUGACCCAGCCCAGCCACUAGCCUUCGGCGGCGCGGACGCACAGGGCUCGCAUCGAGUUGCGGGCAUCGCGAUAGAGCAGGGCGGCAGGUUGUUGGCCAGGGUCCACUCUUCGGCGAUCCGGCCACCCUCCAAACGAAAGAAGCUGCCGAGCAAGAGAUCCACUCCGCGGCCGGUACCUGGAAUGCCACCGCUGAGCUUGCCGAAAGAAUGCCCCGUAGCGGUCGUCGGCUACGAUCGUGGCCUCGGCAACCACGACACGCGACCCAUAGAAUCAGCCUCGCCGAACACGACCAGGCAUCGCUCGCGUGGUAUAACCCAGCUCAGAAACGGCUGGAACUUAGCUAGAACAUCGAUCAUGCAAACCGCAUUUCUACUCUUCGUACUCGUCGCUGCUUUCGGGCUGCUCAUCACCCAGGUGGUGCGCUUCGAGAUCAUCUCGCUGGGGCUGGUGGCGGUGCUGGCGUUGGCCGGCAUUCUCACCACUCAAGAGGCGCUGUCAGGCUUCUCCAACAGCGCCACCCUGACCGUCGCCGCCAUGCUGGUGCUGAGCGCUGGCCUGCGCUGGGCGUUUGGCAGCCCGGCGCGGCUGCUGUUUACGGUCGGCAUGGUGACCGCGGUGCUGAGCGCCUUCAUGAACAACACGGCGAUCAUCGCGCUGAUGAUCCCGGUGGUGCUGGCGCUGUCGCGCAAGAUCGAUGUCUCGGCCUCCAAACUGCUGAUGCCAUUGAGUUUCUUCGCCAUUCUCGGCGGCACCUGCACACUGAUCGGCACUAGCACCAACAUCCUGGUCGACUCGCUCUACCGCGAUGCCGGCGGGCCAGGGUUUGGCUUGUUCGAGUUCGCCGGUAUCGGGCUGCUCUAUCUGCUGGUGGGCUCGAUCUACCUAAUGCUGUUCUGGAAGAAGCUGCCCGACAACACGGUCUUCAGCCAGAUCCUCGACACCGGCAGUCGCAGCCAGUUCGUCACCGAGAUUACGGUGCCCGAGGACAGCCGCUAUAUCGGUAGCUCACUCAGCGAGCUGCUUGCUCGGCUCAAAGACGUCGAAGUUUUGGAGCUGAUCCGCGACGAGGAAGCCGAGCUCGGGCCACCACCGGAAACGGUCCUCGAAAAUGGCGACACCCUGCUGCUCAAAGGCAGCGGUGCAACCCUGAACCAGCUUGCCGAGCGCGAGGGGGUCGGGGUCGGCAGCGCGGUGGCCGACGCCGAGCGUAUCGCCAUGAGCCGUUUCGAUCUGCGCACCACCGAGGCCGUGAUCCUGCCCAACUCGCAGUUGAUCGAUCGCCGGGUGCGCGACGCCGGGCUCAACCGACGCUACGGGGUCUUUGUGAUCGCCGUUCGGCGGCUCGGCGGCGGUCACCACAUCCGCAACCUGCGAUCUCUACGACUGCGGGUCGGUGACGUGCUGCUGAUUCAAGGCGAGCCCUCGACCCUGCAGACCCUGCAAGAAGACGCCGGCGUGCUGCUGAUCGAGGGCAUCGAGUCGCGGUUGACUUUUCCCCGCAAGGCACCGAUCGCGAUCGGCAUCUUGGUGUCGGUGGUGGCGCUGGCGGCUCUGGGGAUCGGCGAGAUCGUGGUGCUCAGCCUGGCCGGAGUGGCCGCCAUGCUGCUGACCCGCUGCAUGACCGUCAGCCAAGCCACCCGGGCGCUCGACAGCUCGGUCUUGCUGCUGCUGGCCGGCAUGAUCCCACUCGGCGUGGCGAUCCAGAACAGCGGCGUGGCGAGCGUCGCCACCCAAUGGCUAGUGGCGCACCUAGGCGACCUGGGGCCAGUGGCUAUCGUCAGCGGGUUCUAUCUCUUCACUUCGCUGAUGACGGCGGUGCUGUCGAACGGCGCUACCGCCGUCCUGCUGACACCGAUCGCCCUCGAGCUCGCCCAGCAGACCGACAUCGAGCCCAAGGCUUUGCUGGUGGCGAUCGCCUUCGGUGCCAGCGCCAGCUUUGCGACUCCGAUCGGCUACCAGACCAACACCAUGGUGAUGGGUCCCGGCGGCUACAGCUUUGGCGACUACCUACGUUUCGGUGGCCCGCUGAGCGUGAUCAUGUGGCUGGCGGCAACCCUGCUGCUACCGUUGUUCUGGCUCUAG